GUUAGCAAGUGGAAGUCGAUCAAACACCAACCUUUUAUGAGAUUGGAGUUUACGGUGAAAAAAUUGUAACUUUCAAAAUAACGCAAAAUUAAUGUAACUUAUUUAAUUAUUUGUUACCUAUACGUAUAAAGUUUUUAUGACCGUGUUGCAAUUUUUGCAAUUCUUUUGAUGGAAACGUCACAGCGCCAUGUUGUAUUCCUGCGCUGAUUGCAGGCACGAGAAAUCUGCCAACCCGUUUAUUUUUUGGGAUUAGACCCCGAGAAUAAAUCGAACUGCGAUUUUGUAUUCAAAUAUAUUUUAAUUUAUAUUUGUUGGCAAAUGUCAAACAACUUUAGUGAAUUCGAUGUAUCCCUGUUGUCGCAUUUCGAGUGUUAACUCUUAAUUUCAACUGCAGUUUAGUGCAUCCGCGAAAGUUGAAAGGACUGUGUUGUAAAAGAAAGAAGUGAUAAUUAGCCAAAAUUCCGGUCCCUACGCGCAGACGAGAAGGUGCCUACCCGCCGGGGCAGUCGGGCGAAGGAGAUAUGAACAACAAGCGCAAAAAUCGCCAAGGGCCGCCGAGGUCGCCUCGGGGCCGCGUGGUGGCGGAAGGCGUGUAUAGCAACGCGCACUUUAUGCACGCAGCCACCUCCCACGUGGGGGACAUCGUGCAGGUGCUCACCCAGUCGGGCAGCCUCUGGGAGGGCGUUUUUAAAACGUUCAGCGCCCAGUUUGAGGUGGUGCUAGAAGUAGCUCACCGCGUGGAUCAAGAAGGCGUGGUCGCUGUGGACUCUGUGGUGGAGAAGUUGAUCUUCAAGCCUCAAGACGUGGUGUCUAUUCGCGCGAAGGACUCUGACUUGGAGUACGCCACGCAUGAUGUGUUCCAGACUGAUACGGCCAUUAGCAAGUUUAAUGGCAACGGCCGUACAGCAGAAGAACGUCACUUAGAGCCGUGGGACGGUUGUGACGGCGAGGGUGGGGACGCGCCAUCUUUGAAUGGUGACGCGCGCCUCGACGAGCUCGAGUUGGACCACCGCGCUAACGGCUGGGACGCUAACGAUAUGUUCCGUAAAAACGAGGAGGUGUACGGCGUUCAUAGUACCUACGACCACUCCCUAGCAGGGUAUACGCUGCCGCUGCAGAGGAAGGACACCCAGGAUUACAGAGACGCCGAGGCUAAGGCGGAAGAGAUAGCAGCCGAGAUCGAAAGUGCGCCCUCGUACAAGGCCCGUAUUGAACUGGAGAAUGGAGAUGAGGAGGAGCGCUUUGCGGCAGUCGUGCGGCCGCAGGACGGCGCGCCCGGCAAAUAUGUUAUACCAAACAAACGAAAACAUUUGCAGGGUGGUAAAUUAGUGAAACCAGUGUCGGGCAACGGCGGCGGCUCGCCGGGCAGCGGCAAGCCGGGCAACUUCCCGCACCCCGCGCACCCGCAGCACCCCGCGCACGCCCCGCACGGGCCCCACGCGCCACACGCGCACCCCGCGCACGCCCAGCACGUCGCGCACGCCCCACAUCCCGCACACGCCCCGCACGCCCCGCCCAAGGACAAGGAGCACCGCCCCCCGCGGCACCACCUCACGCCCCCCUCUGACAGACGGCUGGAUGAUUCACCGUCCGGUGCGAGCAAUGGCGGGCUGAGCGCGGGCAACAAGAGCUACGCGGCGCAGGCGGGCGGCUACCACGCGCCGCCGCCCUUCCCGCACCACGCUCAACCACAAUCCGGCAAAAUGAAUGGUGACCCCCGAGGACCUCCUAUUACUAGACAAGGCUUCUCGCACCACCAUCAUAAUGCAAUACCCUCGGAGCCACGCGCACGGACCCAAGCGCCGCCGGAGCCGAGAGAGCCCCGGGAAUCACGGGAUCCGAGGGACCCACGGGAUCCCCGCGAUCCACGAGAUCCACGGGACCCCAGAGACCCACGAGAUCCCAGAGACCCGAGGGACUCAAGGGAGAUGCGCGAACCACGGGAACGACGUGCAGAUGAAGUGCAGGAGCUCCGCAAGUUCGGUCAGGAGUUCAAGCUGGUAUCCUCCGGUGCGCCGCCGCACCAGGUGCAGCACCAGCACCCGCAGCAUCCCCAGCACCCGCAGCACCCCCAGCACGUGCACCAGCCACACCCGCAGCACCAGCCACACCAGCCGCACCAGCCGACUGUCAACCCACAGCCACCUCAGCUACCGCCGCCCGCGCCGAGCCCGCCCGAGGUGUCAGCGAACGCGGGCGCGCCCUCAGACCCGCUGCCGAAGCGCGAGCGCCCGCCCAAGCAGCACACCCCGCCCGCCACGCACAAGCCUCCACCAGUACCGAAGCCGGAGGAACCAGUAUCCGAGGAUCAGUCGCCGUCUUCAUCAUCACCGCCAUCAUCAGCGUCUCCCGGCGUGGACCGCGCCAUCGCCACCCUCAAGAAGUCCACCCUCAACCCCAACGCCAAGGAGUUCAACCCCAGCGCCAAGCCCUUCACCCCGCGCAGCCCCAGCACACCCAACCCCAGCCGUCCGCACACGCCGGGCACGCCCGUGGGCAUGGGCGUGGGCGUGGGCAUGGGGCUGGGCGGCGUGGGCGUCAUGGGCGCUGGCGUCAGCUACGUGCCCGCCCCGCAUCCCCCUCCACACAUGUUCGCGCACCAAGUGGCGGCGGUGCCGGCGUACGCGAUGGUGGCCGCGGCCGCCGCAGCCGCGCAGCAGCCGCCCGCCUACCUGCCGCACCCGCACCCCUUAUACGGUGCCGCCAUGGGGGGCGGGGCGGCGGUGGCGGGCGCGGCGGGGCAGCACGCCCCCUUGCCCGCACAACAGCAGAGAAAUUUCAGAAAAGGUGUGCAAGUGGCCGCGGCGACUGGGCAGCCGCUGCUGGCGCCGGCGCCCAUGCAGCCCUUCGUGCCCUACCCCCACCCGCACCCCCACCCGGCGCACCCCGCGCACCCCGCUCACCAGCCUCAGCCGGCGCUGCAGUACCAACAUAUGAUGAGAAUGUACGGGGGCGGAGUGGCCCCCGGCGUGGGCGUGGCGGCCGGCGUGGGCGUGGGCGGCGGGGUCGGCGUGGGCGAGGGCGCGGCGUACGCCCCGCAGGCGCCCUCCCCCGCGGCCGCGUCCCCCGCGCUCUACCCGCCGCCCUCGCCCGCGCACACGCCGCACCCACACCCCCACCCCCACCACCACUACCAGCAGCCGCCCUUUCAGGCCAGUCCUAUGGUACUAUGCCCUCUGAUGGGUCCGGGGUCGCAUCACCACCACCACCACCACCACCCGCACGUGGCGUACCUCAACCACGCGCCGCCCACCGCCUCGCCGCCGCACCACCCGCUGCCCCACCCCCACCCCCACCAGCUGCAGGGACAGCAACAACAAGCGCUGAUGCCGCCCCCGCACCAGCCCAGCGGCGGGUCCUCCACCCCGGGCGGACACACGCACCCCUAACCUGCGCCUGCGCCCUCGCCGCGCGCCCGCACACACCGCGCGCGCACAGACACCCCCCCGCCGUGCUAGGCCUCCGCACACCCCACACCUCCCAGACCAC
Messenger RNA from Papilio polytes (common Mormon), 3489 nucleotides. RefSeq names its product ataxin-2-like protein. Gene Ontology annotation, molecular function: RNA binding. Gene Ontology annotation, cellular component: cytoplasmic stress granule. The transcript is spliced from 19 exons. Gene Ontology annotation, biological process: cytoplasmic stress granule assembly. Lineage: Eukaryota; Metazoa; Arthropoda; Insecta; Lepidoptera; Papilionidae. The coding region runs from base 522 to 3389 and encodes 955 amino acids. The record is from RefSeq and is a predicted model, not a curated record.